Alosa alosa (allis shad) is the source of this 9032-nucleotide messenger RNA. RefSeq names its product polymerase (DNA directed), theta (gene polq). Gene Ontology annotation, biological process: double-strand break repair via alternative nonhomologous end joining; DNA-templated DNA replication. The coding region runs from base 302 to 8638 and encodes 2778 amino acids. The transcript is spliced from 32 exons. NCBI's taxonomy places the organism in Eukaryota, Metazoa, Chordata, Actinopteri, Clupeiformes, Clupeidae. Gene Ontology annotation, molecular function: ATP binding; DNA binding; DNA-directed DNA polymerase activity. The record is from RefSeq and is a predicted model, not a curated record.
UUGUAUGAGUAGCACCCGGCGGCUUUUUUGAAGUGUUGUGUGUAUGUCCAGGUUUUUUACAUCAUCUAUGUUUAUGCAUUUGUAAAUAUUUCUGUCUAUAUCAAUUCAUUAUUUAUAAAUACGAUGUACUUCCGACGAGAAACACAAUGGACGUGGCUGAUAGCAAAGGUAUGACAAAGGUAUUAGCUAACUAACAGAAUGCUAGCUAGCCUACUAGUUGUCAAAGUUUGAUUUUUAAGCUAGGCUAUCAGUAGCUAGCAGUCAAAUGACAAUAAAUAGCUUUCACCUGUGAUCGCUGAAUAUGGAUUCUUCGAGUCCACCAUCGAAAAGAAAGUUUUAUAUGGGGCGUCAUCAGUACAAGACAAAAAGCAUGACCAUACUGCAUCUGAAGCAGAAAGAUAAUGAACAGGAGGUAGGAGACUACACUUUGGCCAUGGAUCAGGAGAUUCUUGAAGCCUUAGAUGAUCUUGACCCUGGUGGGACUGGAACAAAUAAUGGAGUGGAAAUUCAUCCCAGUUCAUCUGUAGGCGUUAAAAGAGUCAAUUCUACAAAGGAGAAGAAUAAAAGCUCCACAACCUCUCAUGAUAUAUCCAAACCGGCAGGCCAAGGGACAAUCCCAGUAUCCCAGGGUUGUCAGAAAACUUGGAAACGGUUGGAAAAUGGUAAAAGUUUGGCACAGAAACUGCUCUUCAGCGAGGACGGAGAAGGGCUACACUCAAACCAUGAUGCACAGAAACCUAAAAGUGACCCGGACGAAAAGACUUCUGACACUCAUAAAACAGCCCCCACACAGGCAAAACUGUCUGACAGAAAUCCCUCUCAUCCUCCAAGAAAGAAAAAUCAGGAUGCUGAGGAAUCUAUGAUUAAAGGUAAACAAUCAAAAAGCACAGGAAAGGACUACAUCCUCUUCAGCCCUACCCAUGUAGCAGCGGCAAAGGAGAAAAAAGGCCACCAGCUGCCGUCUCGUUCCCUGGGCAAUCAUUCGGUGUCAGUGCUCACUCCUCCUGGCCUGGAGCAGAGCUCUCUGGGGGAAACGCUGGCUGAUGCAGGACUGAGUAUGCAUAUGGCGAUUCCAACUGAUCUCACAGACAAGCUACUUCUGUCAAGCUGGGGCCUUCCCAAGCCUGUGCUUGACCGGUACCAAAGCCGGGGUGUGCAGCGCAUGUUUGAGUGGCAAGCUGAAUGCCUCACCCAGAGAGGAGUCCUGGAAGGCAAAAACUUGGUGUAUUCAGCUCCUACGAGUGCUGGGAAAACUUUAGUGUCUGAGUUACUCAUUCUCAAGAGAGUCCUUGAAACGAGGAAGAAAGCUAUAUUUAUUCUACCAUUUGUGUCUGUGGCCCGGGAAAAGAUGUUCUAUUUGCAGGAUGUGUUCCAGGAGGCGGGGGUGAGGGUGGAGGGUUAUAUGGGCAGCACGUCCGCUGCGGGCGGGUUUGGGGCUCUGGAUGUGGCUGUAUGCACCAUAGAGAAAGCAAAUGGACUCAUCAAUAGGUUGAUUGAAGAGGACAGAAUGGACUUGUUGGGAAUAGUGGUUGUAGACGAGUUGCACAUGGUUGGAGACUCUGGGAGAGGCUAUUUGCUGGAACUUCUACUGACCAAGAUUCGCUUCAUUGCACAGAAAACCUCAACUGCAGAUACAAGAUCUUUGUCAGAAAAAAGCCAGAGUGUUUCUAAGGAAAUUCAGAUUGUGGGGAUGAGUGCCACGCUACCCAAUCUGGACCUCUUGGCCACCUGGCUGGAUGCUGAGCUUUAUCAUACAGACUACCGACCCGUCCCUCUGAAAGAGUGGGUGAAGAUUGGCUCCAGUGUUUACGAUGGCUCAAUGGCCCUCAUGAGGAAGUUCCAGCCUGCUCUUCAAGUUAAGGGUGAUGAUGACCACAUUGUAAGCCUGUGUUUUGAGACCAUACAGGACGGUCACUCUGUAUUGCUGUUCUGCCCCUCUAAAAGCUGGUGUGAGAAACUGACAGACAGCAUUGCAAGGGAAUUUUACAACCUCCAUCACAAAGAAAAGCAGGGUUCGUCAGGCCCACCUCCUGUGUCUCUGAAGCAUGAGGGUCUGCUGGAUGUGGUGGCUCAGCUGAAACGGUCCCCUGCAGGACUCGAUCAUAUUCUCCAGCGCACUGUGCCAUGGGGUGUGGCCUUCCAUCAUGCAGGACUGACCUUUGACGAGAGGGAUAUUUUAGAGAAUGGCUUCCGUGAGGGUUGCAUUCGAGUCCUGGCCGCAACGUCUACCCUGUCUUCUGGCGUGAACCUUCCGGCGCGACGCGUCAUCAUCCGUACCCCGGUCUUCAACGGCCACCUGCUGGACAUAUUGACCUACAAGCAGAUGGCAGGGCGAGCAGGGCGCAAAGGAGUGGACACUGAGGGUGAGAGUGUGCUGGUCUGUAAGGAGUCUGAACGUCUCAAGGGAGUCAGCUUGAUACAGGGCACGCUGAAGCCAAUCAGCAGCUGUCUAAUUAAAAAGGAGGGUGAGGGCGUUACGACUAGUAUGCUUCGGGCAAUUCUAGAGAUUAUCGUUGGGGGAGUUGCGAGCACUCCGGAGGAGGUGAAGCUCUAUGCCUCCUGCACGCUACUGGCAGCGAGUCUGGCAGCAGAGGAAGGGAGUGCAGGAUCAACAUCCAGCACGAAGGACAAGAGUCGUGGAGCCAUAGAGGCCUGUAUAGAGUGGCUCAUGGACAAUGAAUUUAUCCACAUCCAGAACGACAAAGAUGCAGAGGAGAGGUAUUGUCCCACUCAUCUGGGCUCUGCGACUCUGUCCUCAUCCCUGUCACCACCGGAGGCCCUGGGGAUAUUUGCAGACCUGCAGAGAGCAAUGAAGGGAUUUGUGUUGGAGAAUGACCUCCAUAUUCUUUACCAGAUAACCCCUGUGUAUGCGGACUGGACCACAAUUGACUGGUACCAGUUUUUCUGUCUCUGGGAACAGCUGCCAUCAUCGAUGAAGCGUGUGGCUGAAAUGGUGGGAAUCCAGGAGGGUUUCCUGGCACGCUCGGUCAGUGGGAAGCUGGUUGCCAAGACUGAUAAACAACGAAGGCAAAUGGCCAUACAUAAACGAUUUUUUACUACACUGGUGUUACUGGACUUGGUGAAUGAAGUACCUCUGGGUAUUGUGGCGAAGAAGUACGGGUGUAGCAGAGGACAGCUUCAGUCUCUUCAACAGUCGGCCUCCACCUACGCAGGAAUGGUCACGGUCUUCUGCAACCGCUUGGGUUGGCACAACCUGGAGAUACUACUGUCACAGUUCCAGAGUCGCCUCAGUUUCGGAGUGCAGAGAGAACUCUGUGAUCUGGUGCGGAUCUCUCUCCUGAACGCCCAGACCGCACGAACCCUGUACAGCGCAGGACUUCUCACCGUGGCAGAUGUGGCCCAUGCGCAGGUUGCAGAUGUAGAGAAAGUGCUGAGGAAAGCUGUCCCUUUCAAAAGCUCCAAGCAGGCCGUUGACGAGACUGAAUGGGAAGUCCAGGAGCGCAGAAGCUUACGUUGUAUAUGGGUCAGCGGGAAGAAGCCCUUGACGGAGAGAGAGGCAGCUCUGGAGAUUGUGGCCGAGGCGAGGCACCUGCUGCAGCAGGACUUGGCCAUGCUGGGUGUGAACUGGGACCCAGCCUCUCUACCACUAGGGGGCAGCACAAACCAGCCAGCAGCAGAGCGAUCAGCUGAUGAUGAGUCAGAGAGGACAGCGGUGCACAAGCCUGAGGUCAAUGAGGCAAGUGUUAAAGGAGAAGUGACUGACACCAAUACAAGUGCAGAUUGUAAACAUGCAAAGGGAGUGGUGAAAGACACAGAGAUCACGAAAAGUCUGCACAUGGCGUGUGACGACACUGUCCGUCUCCAAGUUACAUCCAAAGAGAAUGUUGAAAGCGGGGAAGAACCCAUGGACACUUCUGUUGACAAAUCAACUAAGAACACCAUUACAAAUCCUGUGCUGGAUUUUCUGCCUGCUGACUGUGAACGCCGAUCCAGUGCAUUGUAUAAAGUGCUGAGGUCCAUAAAAGCAAAAGACAAGAAACGGCCAGUGGACGACACAGUGUCUGCUCAGUCAUCUGUUCAUGUGAAUUCAGACAAUCAGUUAAAUACAAAUGGCAUGUCUGCCACUGAGGAGCAGUCUGCACCACCACCUGAUACUCAGGUGUCCAAACGUAGGAAAGUGGAAGAUUUAGGAGUGACAGAUGGACAUGAUGGACAAAUCGUAAAUAAAUACAGCACAUCACUUCCAGAGAGGACAGAUCAGCCCUCCUCAGACCUAGCUAAAGAUCAAAAUCACACAAGUAAAGAAGGCGACAAAAAUACAGAUAAACUUGAGCAAGCAACCCAGUUGAAAGACUCUGAGGAAGUCCCGAGGUUAAGUUGUGACAAGAAUCAGGACCGUGGGAGGAAGGUCAGAUUUAAAUCCAAGCAUUUCUUUACCGAGGACACGCAUAGCGAGGCCAAAAACGAAACAGAGAGAUCUUCUUUAGUACAAACAAACAGAAACAAAGCUGAAGACUCAUGUCAAAGUCAAGAUGUUCCCCAAGACACUUCCUCAUCAUCAUGUCACAUCAGGACACCAGGAAUUAAACAAGUCACUGUUGUCUCACCAGCAGAGAAAUGUACAUCCCCUGAUUUGUACACAGGGAAUGCAGGGGACUUUGGUGACAGUUUUCAGCUAGACACACAGACCGAGAGAAUCAUACAGCAGCAAGAUGGUGUUUUUCAGGGAGAUGCCAACUUAACAGCUAGUAAUGGAACCAUGAAAUCCCACACUGAUGGUGUUUUUCAGGGAGAUGCCAACUUAACAGCUAGUAAUGGAACCAUGAAAUCCCACACUGAUGUUGUUUUUCAGGGAGAUGCCAACUUAACAGCUAGUAAUGGAACCAUGAAAUCCCACACUGAUGGUGUUUUUCAGGGAGAUGCCAACUCAAAAGCUAAUAAUGGAACCAUGAAAUCCCACACUGAUGUCAUGCUUAAGCUAUCAGUAUCUGAAGACGAAAAGUCUUCUGAGGAAUCUGGUAUUGAGACAAACCCCAACAGAGAGAGGUCAUUGGGCAAUAUAAGUCCUACCAAUGUCUGCCUUCGCAGCUGUACCCUAGCCCAUUCCAAAUACAACAUCUCCCUGACAGACAGUCAAAUGGAAAAAAUUCUCAAUUACAGUAAUCAAGUAAUCGAAGAGAAUUUGAGAGCUCCACAGCAGGACGAGCAAGCAAAUGACCCACAUGCUCUAGAAUCCAACAACGGCCAGAAGAUCCCACAAGAUGCAGCGGAGACCAGCCUCAAUGGUAGCAGCAGUUUCCUAUUUGAUAGUCUAUAUGAUAGCUCCUUGCUGGAUGCCCUGGCAGCAGAGGAUGCGUCAGGUGAAACUGAGGAGGAGGAGGUGGAUGGAAUGGCGGAAGAGACUGGAGUGACGACAGAGAGUGGAAUGAGGGCAGAGAAUGGAAUGGCGGAAGAGACUGGAGUGACGACAGAGAGUGGAAUGAGGGCAGAGAAUGGAAUGGCGGAAGAGAAUAAAGUGACCGCAGUGGAUGGAAUGGCAGAGGAGAACAGAAUGGUCGCUCAGGAUGGAAUAGCAGCAGAUACUGAGGAACCCCCAGAUAGUCCACCCCUUGGUGAAGUUCAAGAGGCCAUCCAAUGGGGCGAGUCGUCAUUCAACCUGUCUGAGUGGGGAGAUUCCCUCCUGAUCGGAGAACAUUACCUGGAGAAAAUGAAUAGUGUGUUAAAAUGUGGCCAUCUGCCAACCAGAGAGCCAGAGAGGCCAGGUAUGGAGGAGUGUGUUAUGUCUGAGUUCCCUGGGCCUGUUGACAGAGAAGUGAUUUGUAAAGACCUAGAGGCAAAGAUCAGUGAGUGCUCGUUUCUUGUGAGUCCAGGAAUGCAAGAGGUAUUUGAUAAGUGGUCAGAGCAGUUUUCAACUUUCAGUGAAAUGCCAGUGGAGACAAAUUCAGACUCCUCAGAUCAUGAAGGUUUGAUAGCUGAGAGGGAAGACAAUGUGGUUGACACUGAAAAUAAAAACAAUGUAGGUGAGAAUGAUGUUGUCAUGACACACAACACAAUAGGAAACCCACGGUCCAGACAAGGGGGUGACAUCAUUCCUCCAACCCCAGAGCCUGUCACUCCUGUAAGGGUCAAAAUGACCACCUCGGCCAUCCAGUCACCACUUCAGCCCCAAUCCUCAACGAACACCAAAGAAAAACCUUGGCCUGAUGUGGAAGUGAAAUUAAAAUCCAAUCUCAGCGAUAACAACCCUCUAACCGACAGUGGCCUUCCACAUGAGGCAACCGAGGAACAGAUAUCUAUGGGGUUCACUCCCAGCAGUCCCGAGUCCUUCACAAUCAUUGAUGUGGCCAGUGAUCAGAGCCUCUUUGAGACUUUUGUGAAGGAGUGGCAAACGCAGCAGAGGGUUGCUCUGGCUCUCGCCUGUGAGGAGUGUGAUCGCAUUCCAGACACCAAGUCGGUCAUAGGAGUAAAACACAAACAAGGUGUCCACCCAGGGAAAAGCCUGAGGAAAGAUGGGUUCCCUGUGAAAGGAGAUGAAGGACUUGUUGUUGUUGGCAUCUCUGUGUGCUGGGGAGGAAAAGAUGCCUAUUACAUAUCUCUACAGCAGGAACAGACAAACAGAGACAUCAGUGCAAGCUUAGCCCCUCCUCCUCUGGAUGACAAAUUGACUGUUGCCGAGAGACAGAAGCGAAUUCAAAGCUGUUUAGAAAAGAAGGUUCUCUCUGAUGAUGGAGGAGUUACAAUUGCAUAUGACCUCCUUCAAGUCUACAAGACAUUGUUGUUGGCCUGUGGAGUCUCACUUGGAGGAGUCUUCGAAGACCCAAAGGUUGCUUGUUGGCUGCUGGACCCUGGCUCUAAAGAACGCACUCUGCACAACAUGGUGACAAACUUCGCCCCACAAGACGUCUCUCUGCUGGACGGUAUUAGUUCAGGACAAGGCGUGCAAAGUUUAGGGAUGAGUGGGGAUGCCAGUUACUCCGGACGGUACAGAGCAGCAGUGGAAUGCGUCCUUGUUUACAGAGUCAUGGCCCAGCUCACUGACCUUCUGUCCAAGGACAGUCUGUUAGAUGUGUUUCACAAUGUGGAGAUGCCAAACCAGUACUGCCUGGCUUUGUUGGAGCUCAAUGGUAUUGGGUUCAGCACCGAGGAGUGCGAAGCCCAGAAGCAUGUUAUGCAGGCCAAGCUCAAAGCCCUGGAGUCCCAGGCAUACCAGCUGGCUGGGCACAGCUUCUCCCUGACCAGCCCUGACGAUGUUGCAGAGGUGCUGUUCUUGGAGCUGAAGUUGCCUCCAAACGGGGACGUAAAUGGUCAGAAGGCCAAGAAGACUCUUGGUUACACUCGAAGACCUGGUGGAGGUCGGGUCAGACUGGCUAAACAGUUUAGCACCACAAAGGACAUUCUAGAAAAACUGAAACCACUGCACCAGUUACCAGGGGUUAUUCUAGAAUGGAGAAGAAUCACAAAUGCCCUGACCAAGGUAGUUUUUCCCCUGCAAAGAGAGAAAUGUCUGUAUCCAGUACUGAAUAUGGAGAGGAUACAUCCAGUCUCACAAACACAUACAGCAACAGGAAGAGUUAGCUUCACUGAACCGAACAUUCAGAAUGUCCCCAAAGAUUUUGAUAUAGAGAUGCCCACAGUAAUUGGGGAAAGCCAGCCAUUGGAGAAUGGAAGUAGUAUUGGUUCCUCAAAAAGGAGAAAAUCAAGGAUUCCUCAGCAAUUUGUACCACUCAUCAAAACAUUGGAAACUCCACAAGAAAGGGGCACACCUUUUUCAGUUAGUAUGAGGCACGCUUUUGUCCCUUUCUCAGGAGGGCUCAUCUUAGCAGCUGACUACUCUCAGUUAGAGCUCAGAAUCUUGGCUCACCUGUCGCGUGACCGGCGACUCCUCAAGGUGCUUAACAGCGGGGCAGACGUCUUCAAAAGCAUUGCAGCUGAGUGGAAGAUGGUGGACCCUGCAUCAGUAGAUGAUCGUUUGAGACAGCAGGCAAAACAGAUUUGUUAUGGAAUCAUCUAUGGCAUGGGAGCAAAAUCUCUUGGAGAACAAAUGGACAUUGAUGAGAAUGAUGCUGCAUCUUACAUUGAAUCUUUCAAAUCAAGAUAUUCAGGAAUACAGACCUUUUUAAAAGAAACUGUGAAGAACUGUGGCAAAAAUGGCUAUGUACAGACCAUUCUUGGCAGGAGGAGGUUUCUCCCAGGCAUAAAAGAUAAAAAUAUGUAUAUAAGAUCGCAUGCUGAACGCCAGGCAGUCAACACCACUGUCCAAGGGUCUGCAGCUGACAUCGUCAAGCUUGCCACAGUCAACAUUCAGCUGCAGUUUAACAAAGCUUUCCAGAACAUACCCCAGUCUCAUCAGCACCCUGUCCCAGGAGCAGAUUCCUCAAUGAUGACAACCACAGAAGGAAUGAUCUUCCUUAGAUGUGACAGAGGAAUGAGCUUCUUCAUAUCUGUGACUAGGAAAGGAUCAAGGCGCCACCGAGUCCUCUCCAGGCCCCUGAGAGGAGCUUACUUCAUUCUACAACUCCACGAUGAGCUCAUCUAUGAAGUCGCUGAAGAAGACCUCAUACAUGUUGCACAGAUUAUGAAGAAAGAAAUGGAGUCCGCUGUGAAGCUGUACGUGAAGCUCUGUGUCAAAGUGAAGGUUGGCUCCAGCUGGGGUAAUCUACAAGACUUGGAUAUUUAGUAGAUAUUUAUUACUGGAGGGACAUCCUUUGCACCUUCAAGAGCCAACAGAUUAAACUGCUCAUUUGUAAAAUGUUGGUUUGUGAUUGUAGUGUUCAUAAUCAUAUAACAUUUCCAAAGAAUUUUUUUAACCUCCUGUUUUUAUUGGUUUUUAGCCUCUUCACAAAAGGCCUGGAUAUAUUUCCUUUAUUGGGCCAGAAGCAAUAAUGAAUUUAAAUGAAUGUCUUUGAAUGUAUUGUAAUUAAAUGUACAUUUGCUGUAUGUAUCUGUAUUUAUGUAAGGGGAAUUACAAGAUGUAUAGUUGUACACAUUAACACUAUUUCCUACCCAGGUUGUGAGAAGAAUUAAGCGACUAAAAAAAUGUAUCGCACUAUUAAAAGUUCUGAUUCAAAGUU